This is a messenger RNA of Bombina bombina (fire-bellied toad), 990 nucleotides long. It is a transcript of the gene MC4R, whose product is annotated as melanocortin 4 receptor. Gene Ontology annotation, biological process: G protein-coupled receptor signaling pathway. Bases 1 to 990 code for a protein of 329 amino acids. Gene Ontology annotation, cellular component: membrane. The record is from RefSeq and is a predicted model, not a curated record. Gene Ontology annotation, molecular function: melanocyte-stimulating hormone receptor activity. The transcript has a single exon. NCBI's taxonomy places the organism in Eukaryota, Metazoa, Chordata, Amphibia, Anura, Bombinatoridae.
AUGAAUUUCACAUAUCACCAUGGAAUACAUUCUGCUUUGUGGAAUCAUAGUCAUGCAAAAGCUGCUGGGGCAAACCAUACUACAGAGAAGGGCCACUACUCCGGGGGAUGCUAUGAGCAACUGUUUGUCUUACCUGAAGUAUUUGUGAUACUCUGUAUUAUAAGCUUACUGGAAAAUAUUUUAGUCAUAGCUGCAAUAUCUAAGAAUAAGAACUUACAUUCUCCUAUGUAUUUUUUUAUCUGCAGCUUGGCUGUUGCUGAUAUGCUGGUGAGUGCUUCUAAUGGCUUUGAAACUGUUGUUAUCACUCUGCUAAACAAUACAAACACGAAUGCACAACGCUUUAUAAUGAACAUUGAUAAUAUCUUGGAUUCUGUGAUUUGCAGCUCCUUGCUUGCCUCUGUAUGCAGUCUGCUAUCCAUAGCUGUGGACAGGUACUUUACUAUAUUCUAUGCACUUCAGUAUCACACUAUUAUAACUGUAAAGAGAGCAAUUCUAAUUAUCACUUGCAUAUGGACAGCUUGCUCAAUAUCAGGUGUGUUGUUCAUAAUAUACUAUGACAGCACCGUUGCAAUCAUUUGCCUUAUAAGCAUUAUCUUUGCUAUGCUGGCACUUAUGGCUUCCCUAUAUGUGCACAUGUUUAUGAUGGCCAGAUUACAUAUAAAGAGGAUUGCAGUUCUGCCUGGGACUGGCUCGCUUAGACAGGUGACGAACAUGAAAGGGGCAAUAACGCUAACCAUUUUAUUGGGAGUAUUUAUAGUUUGCUGGGCACCAUUUAUUCUGCAUCUUAUUUUUUAUAUUUCCUGUCCACAAAACCCUUAUUGUGUUUGUUUCAUGUCUCACUUCAAUGUUUAUCUGAUUCUCAUCAUGUGCAAUUCAGUUAUUGAUCCACUGAUUUAUGCUCUGCGUAGUCAGGAGCUGAGAAAAACCUUUCAAGAAAUGAUGUGUUGUUACUGUAUGGUAGGAACUUGUGAACUUUUAAGCCGUUAUUAA